AUGUUCACCUUCAGGAUUUUAUAUAGAAAGAUCCGAAGGCUAAUUUAUCUUUCUAAGCUAGUUAAAAGGCCUGAUAUUAUCCCAAAAUUAGAUGAAUUUUGGGGAAUUGAGCCGAAUUAUAAAGUUCCUAAAAAAUUCAAAAAACGCAAAAAAUCGAUCUCAAUUGAUGUUAUAAAAGAUGAAAAAAAUGAUGUUUUAAAUUUUUUUGAUAAAAAACCUGUGGAAUCCACUGAGAAGGUCAUAGUAAAUGAAGAUUUAACUCCUGAGUUAAAAGAGCAUGAAUCAGAACAGGAUUAUGAAUACAUAAACGAGAAGGAAUUUUUUAAAGAAUCAGUAAAUGACCUGAGAAAACUAAUUUAUCCACAUUUGGAUCCUAUUUCUAAGAGGCAUUUUGACGAGUUAAAACUAACAGCCCUUGGAGGAAAAGUAUCGCAUAACCGCAAGAUGCCUUAUAAGGAGUUCCUUCAGAGGCAAAAGGCUCUUAAAAAACACCUCGAAAAAAAUAAAAAAAUGGAGAUUGAACUGGGCGUCAAGUUAGGACUUGAUAAAAAGGGAGGAUUCAGGCAUGCUCAGCUCCAAAAAAGGAGGAGAUUGAGCCAAAAAAGGAAAAAUAAACCACUUUUCUCAACUAAUGAUAAAAAUGGAUUCUAUCACAUCAAACUUUAA
Messenger RNA from Theileria annulata, 666 nucleotides. RefSeq lists its product as uncharacterized. The record is from RefSeq and is a predicted model, not a curated record. Lineage: Eukaryota; Apicomplexa; Aconoidasida; Piroplasmida; Theileriidae. The transcript has 5 exons. Bases 1 to 666 code for a protein of 221 amino acids.